AUGUUGCGUCUCCCUGCUGUUCGUGCACUGCGCGCGCCUUUGACCUCGGUUCCGCGCUCACUUCCCGUCCGUUCGACCUCUGUUCAACUGCGUACUAUGGCUGUGGCUGCUGGUGUUGGUAAGGGUGAGGACAACGUGCGCCCCCCGCCUGAUCAAGUUAUCCAGGACAUGGCUGACUACGUCCACAACUACGAGAUCACUUCGGACACUGCCUACAACACGGCUCGCCUGUGUCUCCUGGACUCGUUGGGCUGUGCUAUGGAGGCACUGCGCUUCCCGGCCGCUCGCGCGGUGUGUGGUCCUGUGGUUGAGGGCACCGUAGUGCCGAACGGUGCGCACGUCGUUGGUACCGAUUACGUGCUUGACCCGAUCCGUGCCGCGUUCAACAACGGUGCUUUGAUCCGCUGGCUGGACUUCAAUGACACCUGGCUCGCGGCUGAGUGGGGCCACCCGUCGGACAACCUCGGUGCUAUUCUUGCCGUGGCUGACUGGAUCUCGCGCACCAACAUCGCCAACGGCAAGCAGCCGCUGACCGUCAAGGAGGUUCUCACGGCUGCCAUCAAGGCGCACGAAAUCCAAGGCAACAUGGCCAUCGAGAACAGUUUCAACCGCGUGGGUCUCGACCACGUUGUUCUCGUGAAGGUUGCCAGCGCUGCCGUUGUGUCGAAGAUGCUCGGCCUUUCGCGCGACCAGACCAUUGACGCCAUCUCGCAGGCGUUUGUGGACGGCCAGUCGCUGCGUACCUACCGCCACGCCCCGAACGCUGGCUCGCGUAAGUCGUGGGCCGCCGGUGACGCGUGUGCGCGUGCCGUGAACCUCGCUCUGCUUGUGCAGAAGGGUGAGGGUGGCUACAACUCGGUGCUUACUGCCAAGACGUGGGGCUUCUACGAUGUUCUCUUCAAGGGUCAGGAGUUCAAGUUCCAGCGCCCGUACACCUCGUACGUCAUGGAGAACGUUCUCUUCAAGCUUGUCCCUGCUGAGUUCCACUCGCAGACGGCUGUGGAGGCUGCUGUGCAGCUGCACCAGAAGCUCAAGGAGAUGGGCAAGACCAGCGAUGACAUCAAGAGCGUGAAGAUCCGCACGCAGGAGGCGGCUAUCCGUAUCAUCAGCAAGCAGGGCAAGCUGAACAACUACGCUGACCGUGACCACUGCAUUCAGUACAUGGUGGCUGUGCCGCUGAUCAAGGGUAGCCUGGAGCCGAGUGACUACACCGAUGAGUUUGCUGCUGACCCGCGCAUUGAUGAGCUCCGUGAGAAGACCCUGGUGGAGGAGGAGCCUCGCUACACCAAGGAGUACAUGGAGCCGGAGAAGCGCUCGAUCGGUAACGCUGUCUCGGUGGAGCUCAAGGACGGUACUGUCCUGGAGGAGGUUGCGCUUGACUACCCGGUGGGCCACGCCCGUCGCCGUGACGAGGCCGUGCCGCUGAUUGCCAGCAAGCUCAAGAAGCACCUGACUGGCUUCCUGGAUGAGAACCGCCAGUCGAAGAUCCUUUCGCUGCUGACGGACCACGACUCGCUGGUCAAGAUGUCGGUGAACGAGUUCGUUGACCUGUGGACCCAGAAGGCGUAA
Molecule: messenger RNA, 1569 nt
Organism: Malassezia pachydermatis
Lineage: Eukaryota; Fungi; Basidiomycota; Malasseziomycetes; Malasseziales; Malasseziaceae
Product: 2-methylcitrate dehydratase
Exons: 1
Coding region: 1-1569 (522 amino acids)
Cellular component (GO): mitochondrion
Molecular function (GO): 2 iron, 2 sulfur cluster binding; 2-methylcitrate dehydratase activity
Source: RefSeq, a predicted model, not a curated record